Molecule: messenger RNA, 1861 nt
Organism: Aspergillus novofumigatus IBT 16806
Lineage: Eukaryota; Fungi; Ascomycota; Eurotiomycetes; Eurotiales; Aspergillaceae
Product: putative monooxygenase
Exons: 2
Coding region: 86-1861 (591 amino acids)
Molecular function (GO): FAD binding
Source: RefSeq, a predicted model, not a curated record
GUCCUAUAUCAGAAAAUUGCAGACCCUUUUAUAAUAAACUUGCCUGACAGCCACCCUUUCCACUCUCUGCAUUUUCAGUUCUCCAAUGAAUACCGACGUGGUUAUUGUUGGCGGUGGCCCGUCAGGCCUCACUCUAGGGCUUGCUCUGGCAAGACACCAGGUUAAAGUAAGUGGAUACCUUUUAUAUCCGUUUGAAGGAGAUAAACUGAUUCUGCUCAAGUCCAUGAUUCUUGAGAAAGAGCAUGACAUCACACAGGAUCCUCGAGGAGUCGUACUCACAGGUGAUGCUCUUCGAAGCCUAUGGACCCUAGGACUGGGGAAGCACGUCUCUUCGAUAGGGCAGGGUAGGCACUUGGUGUCCUCCUCAAAAUAUUGCACCCUCCAAUCAAGUUGCGAAGUGGUUAGUCGCGACGAGCACGCCGACGGCGUCACCGUUCACUACCUCGACAGCAAAAAAGCACCCCACCAAAUUCACGCCGCCUGGCUGGUCGGAGCAGACGGCAAAAGAGGCAUCGUCCGCAAACAUUUCCUGGAGCCGUCCGCUGGUGUCCGUCAGGAACCCGGGAUCUUCGAGUACGAAGGCACAUGGAUAGCAGCCAAUCUCGAGAUCACCCUCCCCACGCCGCAAAGCCACCCCGACCUUGCGCUCUGGGCGGCUGGACUUGACCCUGAAUCGGUAUACGACCUCUUCUGGCCGGCGAACUGGCACUUCUGCCGGCCACCUGGAAAGCCGGUAGCCUGUGGCCGCUUUGGUCCGCAUUCGGAUCGACUGUGGCGCCAUGAAUUUGCGGUCCCCGAGUGGGACGACUCGAUGGACGCAAAUGCCAUAUUCUGGGAGCAUCUCACCCCGCUCAUCACACGAAACAUCCGGCCGCUGCACGGCGGCUGCCCUGCAGAGGUAACUUUUCCCCGGGAUUGUAUUGAGGUGCUUCGCUGUCGCCCGUUCCGCUUCAGUCACCGCGUCGUUAAUAAAUGGUUUACCGAGCGGACCAUGCUAAUUGGAGACGCGGCACAUGUAUUCCCGCCGUUCGGUGGGCAAGGGGUGGCAUGUGGUGUCCAAGACGCCGUCGGGCUAGCCUGGCGACUCGCCAUUCUUACCAAGAUUGACUCUCUGGCGCACUCACGGACUCUGCGGGAAUCUCUUCUUCAGGCAUGGGCGGACGAACGUCGCAUGGGCACUGAUAAUUCCGCCCGGCUGACCCGACAGAACGGCGAGUUAUGCAACAAAGAAGGUUCAUGGUCCUUAUCGGUACAGCUCGCCUGUCUGAACAUUGCCGAUGGUUUCCUCGGGGCUCUGGGUAUACGUUUCGGGCCGUUCGGAGCAGAUAGCCAAGGGUACCGCGGCUGUGUCGGGGGCGGCUUCAUUACCGAGCACGGCGGAGGGAUCAAGCUGGGCCAGGUCUACGUGCAAACACGUCAUACAGAUGCCCCGGUCCUGAGGGUUGAGCUGUCCGAUCAGGCGCUGCGGCGCGUCCCUACCAUCCUGACUCUUCUUGUCAUCGCCCCUAUCCAGUCCUCUGAAACAAAGCAGGAACUGGUCGCUCUCCCUCAGGUGCUGCGGCAGUCUGGAAUGGACCCUGCAGUGUUAUCGGAGCAGUCAAUUGUGCAGUUCGAUCCUUCCGACUCAUCAGAGCACCUCCCCGGUGGGAGUCAAUGGCCGGUUUGUCGUGUAGCACCUGCGGGCCUGCUCAUUGGGUACCCCGUCCGUCCAGGAUAUAGCUCUGCGCAGUUCAUGCGUCGUCUUGGUGACUCUCGCGCUCGAUAUGUGAUUGUUAGGCCGGAUAACAUCGUUAUUGCCAUGAGCAGAGACCUAUAUGGCCUGAAAAGUAAUCUGGGCGCGCUUGAAAAGUGUCUGUCUUAA